Molecule: messenger RNA, 1108 nt
Organism: Chaetomium strumarium
Lineage: Eukaryota; Fungi; Ascomycota; Sordariomycetes; Sordariales; Chaetomiaceae
Product: Sin3 associated polypeptide p18-domain-containing protein
Exons: 2
Coding region: 235-987 (250 amino acids)
Cellular component (GO): nucleus
Molecular function (GO): transcription factor binding
Source: RefSeq, a predicted model, not a curated record
AGAUAGUGACACAAGCACAUACAGUACGGAUACCAUUCAAGUUCUCUUAUUGUAGCCGAUACAGUACCUUGAACGUUGCCUUCAAAACUGAGGUGCCUAACCCUUACUUGUUCGUCUUCACUGUUUAUACUAGGAGUUUCCCGCUAUAGUCCGGCAUACUAGGCCUAGAAUCAAUCUUUAGUGUACCACAGCUUGAUACUCUUGUUUUGAUCAAUUCUUCAUUCGGCUGUCACCAUGAGCACACCUGAGCUGAAGCGGGACGAGACGCCGCCGUUUCUAGUGAAGCUCUUUUACCGAACCGGUGCAUUUCACAGACCAGAUGAAUUCAACACACCAUCCCUCCCACCACACCUUACCAUCCACACCUGGAAGGACUGCACGCUGACCGAGCUCUCGCACCACAUGGUCGGCGCCUCGCCACCCAUCCUUCCAGACCCAGCAAUCGGCACGCGCCUCGCCUUCCGUCUCAUCUACGCGGACACGCGCGCUAGGCUCGACGUGCCCCCGCGGUACGUGGCUAAGGACCUAGGCAGUCUGGUACUGGGCGGAGGAGGGCCAGGGGCCGGGCCCGACGAAGGUUUCGCAGGGGACGAGCCAGAUGACGGUGCCAAGACGCUGGCCGACGCCAGGUUUAUUACGGGAGACUACAUCAGCUGCGCGAUCCUGCCACCAAACGAGCUUACAGGCGACGUCGCGCCUGCGAGUAGCGCGAGAAUGGGCCGCGGCGCGGGCGUCGGGGAAGCGAGAGGUCUUACGGGUGCGCCGCCGCCGCCUCCAGCAUCAAGAGAAAGGGACUAUGGACCGCCAGGUGGUCUCCGUGGGCGGGGCAUUAGAGGCGGCGGUACGAGAGGGUAUGGUGGUCGCAGGUAUGGUGACCGUGACGAACCAUUUUUGAGGGGAGGUGGAGGGAUGCCGCAAGGCGAAUGGAGGAGAGGGGAUAUGCUCUCCGAGGAUGAACCCUCGGGACCUGCUCGGUGGGGGAGAUAGCUGCCAAUCUGGCUCCCAUUCCCGCGGGAGACAAGGAAUGCAUUCGAUGUGGGGAUUGAACAUCGAGGAAUAGAAGGAUCGGAUGAGAGGCUCACCUGCUUACUAGAAGUAUGAGGGGAUG